Cyanistes caeruleus (blue tit) is the source of this 2779-nucleotide messenger RNA. The record is from RefSeq and is a predicted model, not a curated record. NCBI's taxonomy places the organism in Eukaryota, Metazoa, Chordata, Aves, Passeriformes, Paridae.
CACUCCACCCAGGUCCCAGUUCUGCAGCCCAGGCUCCCCAGCAAACACAGAGCCCAGGAUCCCUCAGCCUUUCUCUGCACUGACCAUCCCUGCCCCUGGACAGAGCCAGAGUCAGGACUGAAGAUGCCUCUCUUCUCCAGGAAGAAGAAACCCAGCGAUGAUGCUCGCAAACGCUUUGAGUACCAGAUGUGCCUGGCAAAAGAAGCUGGUGCUGAUGACACCCUUGACAUAUCCAGAUGUGAGCUCUCAGAGGUUCCUUAUGGGGUCUUUGCAACUUGCAAGGUCUUGCAAAAAAAGGUGCUGAUUAUUCAUACAAAUAAUCUGACAUCUUUAGUUCCAAAGUCCUGCAGCCUCCUGAGUCUCAUAACUCUAAAGGUUCUGGAUCUGCAUGACAACCAGCUGGCAUCACUUCCUGCUGAUAUUGGUCAGCUGGCAGCUCUUCAGGUCCUAAACCUUGAAAAGAAUCUUUUAAAAAGUCUUCCACAAUCUAUAGGAGACCUUGCCCAGCUCCAGGUCCUCAAUGUGAAAGGGAACAAGCUGAGGGAGCUGCCCAGGAGUGUGAGCAGCCUGCGGAGCCUGCAGGCUCUGGAUGUCAGUGGGAAUGUGCUGCAGGAGCUGCCCCGGGUGCUGGCCCACGCCCGCAGCCUGCAGACGCUGACCCUGGAUGCCUCUGCCAUGACCUACCCACCCCCUGACAUCUGCAGCGAGGGUACAGAGGCCAUCCAGAAGUUCCUCUGCAAGGAGUGUGGAAUUCCAUACUACCCUCCCUCACAGUGCCUGCUCCCCACGCUGGAGAGCGAUGGAGGAGGAACUUCAGUGGAUGGGGUGGACAGGACAGUGGAGAAGUACCUGCAGGAGGAGAGUGAGUGGCAGAACAAAUUCCUGGAUUAUGAGAAGAGGAAGGAAAGAAAAAUGCAGGAGAAGCUGGACUUCGAGCGGCGGCUGGGCAUGGGGCAGCGAGAACAGGCACUGCUGGUGCAGCAGCUCAACAGCCACAAGGAUGAGAUCCUGCAGACAGUGAGAGAGGAGCAGCAGAGGCUGGAGCAGGGUCUGUCGAAGCACCAGCGCUAUUUGGAGGAGGAGAGGCUGAAGCUGCUGCAGCAGCUGAAGGACACAGAGCAGGGCACUGCCAGCCGCAUCCAGAAGCUGCUGGAGGACAGCCAGAGGCAAAAACAAAGUUCAGACAUUUUGAAGUCCUUGGAGAAUGAGAGAAUCAGAAUGGAACAACUGAUGGCAAUAACCCAGGAGGAGACGGAGCAGCUGCGCAGGAGGGAAGUGGCCUCUGCCAUGCAGCAGAUGCUGGCUGAGACCUACAAGAACAAGCUCCUCCAGAUGACCUCUGAGUCUCGUCGGCAGGACCUCAUCAGCCAGGCCUGCUCCAGCCUAGCUGAGAUGGAUCAGAAGUUCCAGCAGAUCCUGGCUUGGCAGCAGCUGGAUCAGAACAAAGCUGUCAGUCAGAUCUUGCAGCAGAUUGAGAUGCAAAAAACUGCCUUUGAAGCUCUCCAAGUGAAGAAGGAUCUUAUGCACAGGCAGAUCAGGAACCAGAUUAAAUUAAUAGAAACAGAGUUAUUGCAGCUGACACAGCUGGAAUUAAAGAGGCAAGAACUGGACACAGAGACGCUGCAGGAGGCGGUCACGGAGCAGCGCCGGGCACUCAGCUGCCUCCUGCAGCAGCUGCUCAAGGAGAAGAAGCAAAGGGAGGAAGAACUGCAGCAAAUCCUGCUGGAAAUGGAGGCAAAGAGCGAAACCAAACAGGAGAACUACUGGCUGAUCCAGUACCAGCGCCUGCUGAACCAGAAGCCCCUCUCCCUGAAACUCCAGGAGAAGGGUUUGGAGCAGCAGCUGGUGACCCUGCUGCUGGAGCUCUCUGCUCACCAGUACGUGCCAGUCUUCGCUCACCACCGAAUAUCCUUGGAAACGCUCGGCACCAUGAGUGCCAGUGACCUGGAAAAGCUCGGUGUGGCAGAGGCUGGUCUGCAGCGUGCCAUCCUCAGGCGGGCUCAGGAGAUCCUGGCUGCGGCCACCACCACCCCAGAGCUGCCGAGGGACACCGGGGUCCCUGCGGCCCCAGAGCCCAGCGCUCCCCUGGAGGAGCCCCCGAGCCCCUCGGCCCCACCGCUGCCCUGGGACCAGAGGAAGUCGGAGUGCGUUGUGUGCCUGGAGCAGGAGCCCCAGAUGAUUUUCCUGCCCUGUGGCCACGUCUGCUGCUGCCGGGGCUGCUGCGAGCGGCUGCUCUCGUGUCCCCUGUGCCGCCAGGACAUCGCCCAGCGCAUCCGCAUCUUCCCCAGCGCUUAGGCCGGCCCGGGAGGCCUUCUCCUCUUAUCCCCUCACCAGCACAACCAGCACUGCCCUGCCCGUGCACCUCAGCAUCCUCGCAGCUCCCCGAUGGCUCCUCAGCACCCAGCUGGGGCUCCUCCAGUGAAUGCUGCCCGCCCGGCUUCCCCUGCCUGGGUGACAAACUGGGAGCAGCUGUGGCUCCUCCUGUCUGGCCCAGGUGUUUCAGACAGGCCCCUGGCUCAGCAGGGACACGGGGAGUGCUUCCAGCAGGGCCUGUGGGGGAGUUUCCCCUGGGAGGAUUUGGCCGGGACGUGCUGCCCUUCAUGUGCUGACUGUGCCUUGCACCUCUGUCAUGCCAAAGGUCUGGGGCUUCUGCUCUGGAGCCCCACAGGAGCGUGUCUGGGUCUGCAGCCUCAGGCAGGGCAGAGCCAGGAGCUCCCCAGCCCCCAGAUCCUGCUCCUGUGGGAGGGGAGAGUGCAGCACCCCCAGGAUUGGAGGGGCC